This is a messenger RNA of Bactrocera neohumeralis, 432 nucleotides long. Its product is annotated as leishmanolysin-like. The transcript has a single exon. Gene Ontology annotation, molecular function: metalloendopeptidase activity. Lineage: Eukaryota; Metazoa; Arthropoda; Insecta; Diptera; Tephritidae. Gene Ontology annotation, cellular component: cytoplasm; membrane. The record is from RefSeq and is a predicted model, not a curated record. Gene Ontology annotation, biological process: proteolysis; cell adhesion. The coding region runs from base 1 to 432 and encodes 143 amino acids.
AUGGAAUUUGUUGAGUUGGAGGAUCAAGGGGACGAGGGUAGUGUCGGCUCGCACUGGAAGAUGCGCAACGCCAAGGACGAGCUCAUGUCACCAGUCGCUGGUAUGGGCGUGUAUACGGCGAUGACCAUUUCCGCAAUGGAAGACAUGGGAUUCUACAAAGGCAACUACACAAACGCAGAGGAGAUGACUUGGGGCAAAAACGCCGGGUGCACGCUGUUGGAGGAAAAGUGCAUCGUCAACGAAACGAGCAUGGAGCCUUCGAUGUUCUGUACGACUAACAGCAUACCUGGCGCAUACCUGUGCCCCAGUGAUCGAACAGGGUUGGGUACUGCACUCUCACCAUGUAUGACGAAGAUCUGCCUUCCUACUUUCAGUACUUCAGCAUCCCAACCGAAGGUGGCGACAUAUACAUGGACUACUGCCCGGCGGUGA